AUGCUUUACGAAGCAAAUCUCAAUGUAGAGCAGCUCGUAUCACAAAGGAUUUCAGUAGUUAUUUUAACCAAGGAUGGACAAAGAAAUACUCAAGCCUUGAAGAGCCAUUUUCCACAAGCAAGGAUAUCUCUUGGAAACAAUGUUUCGACGGAAGGCUCGCUGGAAGACAUUUACAAGGAAAAAUACAUACAAGAAUUGGAAUAUUUCAUGAAGCAUAGCAAGACCAUGUUGGUUAUGCUACUGGAAGAUGAUGUUAUACCUGUGUACACCAACAAGACUUUAUGGUAUCACUUAGCAAUCAAUACAGUGCCGCUCUUUUCAAAUGAUCUCGCCAACUUCGAUUGCUCAAAAAGAGGAUUGUUUCUGACAACGACAUCAGAUGGCAACAAGUCGCUAUGUAGAAUGUUCUCCAAGGAAAACCUAGCUGAGCAGAUAAAGUGCCUUAGAUCCAUUCCUGAUCCUAUCGAUAUCACUAUUCAUUAUUGCCAGGAGCAAUUGAAUAUUACUCAAAAGCGAUUCCUAGCAUUUGUUCAUAGCGGCAUGCCUUCCGUUAUUCAGCAUCAGGAUGUAAUCAUCUACUAG
This is a messenger RNA of Mucor velutinosus, 582 nucleotides long. RefSeq lists its product as uncharacterized. The transcript has a single exon. The record is from RefSeq and is a predicted model, not a curated record. NCBI's taxonomy places the organism in Eukaryota, Fungi, Mucoromycota, Mucoromycetes, Mucorales, Mucoraceae. Bases 1 to 582 code for a protein of 193 amino acids.